This is a messenger RNA of Pocillopora meandrina, 1996 nucleotides long. The record is from the annotation of a GenBank genome assembly. Lineage: Eukaryota; Metazoa; Cnidaria; Anthozoa; Scleractinia; Pocilloporidae.
AUGACAGAUUAUCGAAACUCAAAACUAAUAGAAAGGUAUGAAGAUGUUGUUUUUGAACUUGAAACAGCAUUACAAUCAAACUAUGCAAACAAUCAAAUAAAAACUAAUUAUCGUUUUGUUGUUGAUAAUAGUGGAGAAUCAACCCCUUUUGAUUGGUAUAACGCCAGAUUCAAUGUUACUUUUGUUUUAAAGAAGGCAAUUGCUGGUCAUCAGGGGGCUAAUAUCGCUGUUGGUGAUAAUAAUGGGAUUGUCAAUUCUUCCUUCGCUCUUAUUAAAAAAUUGAAUGUUAAGAUGAAUGGUGUUGAUGUUUAUGACUGUUCGGAAGCCAACCAAGCAACAAAUAUUAAAAAUCUUCUAGAAUAUUCUCAGGGUUAUUCAAAAAGUCAGGGUACUAAUGAAUUUUUUUUUAUUGACACAACUAGAACUGCUGCAGAAGCGGAUAAUUCAGGUUUUCUUGUCAGAAAAACGCUUCUAUCUGGUGAUCUUGGAAUGAAUGCAGAAAUACCACUAAAUCGGUAUGGCUUUUUUAGGAGCCUUCUUGGUGAACUCCUUCCGAAUUCUCGAAUUGAGAUAAAAAUCGAACUUGAGAGUGACGCCGACCUUGUCUGGCAUGCAGAUGCAGCAAACGAUUGUCGUGUUGUUUUAACUACAUUUCAGCUGAUAGUCCCUCGUAUUAUUUUUAAUUCAGAUGGAAAGGCAUUAUACAUGAGCAAAUACCUUGAUACAAGAAAGUGGACAUAUCUUCGUGAAUUAGUUGAGAGAAGUAAUUCAACACGAGAGCAGGCAGGUAGCUUCCGUAUUUCAACAGCGAUUAACAAACCGAGACAUGUUUUUGUUUUUAUAAUUAAUGAUGAAAAUGUUGAAGAACAGUCAAGAAAUAAAUUCUUGUAUAACACUUUCGCGGUAGCCAAUAAUCGGAGAAUGAACAAUUGCUAUCUCCAAGUAGGAAAUGGAAAAGAAUAUCCAGAAGUUCAUUACACACCAAGGGAAGAACCAACACGUGUAUUCCGAGAUGUUCUUAAUUAUUUUCAUGCCAACAAUGAUUAUGCUGGGGAUACUCUCCUUAACAGAGCUAACUUCAGUGACAUUUUUCCAUUUGUUUACUUUGAUCUAACAAAGCAGCCAACAGAUAUCAAAGAUGGUUCAACUAAACUGACUUUUAAAUAUACACUAAGUGGUGCCACAGAUGCAGAUUACUCGGUUUAUGCACUUGUCCUUUAUGAACAGGAUGUUGAAAUGAGAAAGACUGAUGGUAAGUUGAUCUUGAGGUCUAUGUAAGAUAUUCCUUAUUUUGUAUAUGUUUUAUAAUAUGUUUUAUAAUCAAAAAUUAUAUAACAUAUAUUAUAUACGAAAAAUGACUCAACUUUAUCAAAUAAAUGUAAAACUAUCAGAUAACCAGAAGAAGAAUAUUGCUGAUGCUUACAAAAAAAGAGAAACAGUCAUCAUCAGACUCACAAAUGAUGCUCUUCGUGGUAAUGACACUUUGAAUGUGCCAGCUAUGGUAAAGAAGAGAUUAGAAAAGAAUCGAAAAGAGAAUAAAGGUAUGGACAUAAAGCUGUCUAAGACAAAUAUCAGAAAACAAGUUGGAGGUGGUUGGUUGUCUUCAGCUCUUGCUCUAGGUCGCGCAUUGGCACCAACAAUUGGGAAAACUUUGGGUUUAUCAGCUUUAUCAGGGUUAGCUAGUGAAGGUGUAAGCCAAAUUGUUAAAAAGAUAGCUGGAAAAGGACAAACUGGAGGUUUCCUUAUACCACAAAACAAAAUUGAUAAACUAAUCGCAAACAAGCAUCUUCUAUCUGCGAAACAAAAAAGAGAUAUUCUUGAAGCCCUCCAAUCAGGUUCAGGUGUUGUUGUGAAGCCAACUAAAACACAAUCUGGUGGUUUCCUUGGUACUCUACUAGCAAGUAUCGGAAUCCCUCUGGUUCUAAAAGCUUUAACCGGUCGUGGUUUGCAUGUUGAACAAUCAAGACCCCGGAGAUCGAUUCCCGUAUAUGUUCCU